UUUUUUCUAAUCAUUAUGACUAAGCUUACAACACUUUUCAUUAUUUUCCUCUUCUCUUCUAUACUCUUAUUCAUAAAAUCAUCAAAUGCAUCAACAACCUACAAUGUGUUAACCUUUGGUGCAAAACCAAAUGGCCAAAUUGAUGCAACUCAGCCAUUUCUAAAUGCAUGGGGAGCUGCAUGUACCUCAGUUGAACCAACGAUGAUUUACGUUCCAAAAGGACGUUAUUUAAUAAAAGAAGCAACAUUUAGAGGUCCAUGUAAAAAUAAAAUUAUUGUUAAGAUUGAUGGAACUCUUGUUGCACCAUUGGAUUAUUGGGACAUUGGCAACUCUGGUUACUGGAUUUUGUUUAUUAAGGUUAAUGGGAUUUCAGUUAUUGGUGGAAAUAUUGAUGCUAAAGGAGAUGGUUUUUGGGCUUGUAGGAAGUCAGGCAACAAUAAUUGUCCAGUUGGAGCUAGGUCUAUAACCUUCAAUUGGGCUAAUGAUGUUGUGAUAAGUGGCUUACUAUCAAUCAACAGCCAGGUAACACACCUUGUGAUCAAUAGUUGCAACAAUGUAAUGGUUAAAAAUGUAAAAAUAAUAGCCCCAGACCAAAGCCCAAACACAGAUGGCAUUCAUGUUCAAUCAUCAACAAAUGUUACUAUCAUUGGUUGUAGAAUCAAAACUGGAGAUGAUUGUAUAUCUAUUGGUCCUGGUACAAGAAAUCUUUGGAUGGAGAAAAUUUUAUGUGGACCUGGACAUGGUAUUAGCAUUGGAAGUCUAGGAAGGGAAUAUGAAGAAGAUGGGGUGCAAAAUGUGACAUUAUCUUAUUCUAUAUUCACAGGAUCUGAUAAUGGAUUAAGAAUUAAAUCUUGGGCUAGACCUAGCACAAGUUUUGUCAAAAAUAUUAAUUAUCGUAAUAUAGUCAUGAAGUACGUCGAUAAUCCAAUCAUUAUUGAUCAGAAUUAUUGCCCAAACAGCCAAGAUUGUCCACAACAGACUUCUGGUGUGAAGAUUAGUGAAGUAAUAUACAAAAAUAUAGAAGGGACAUCAACAACUGAAGUUGCUAUGAACUUUGACUGCAGCCCAAGCAAUCCAUGCCAAGGAAUUCAGAUACAAGACAUAAAGCUCACUUAUAUGAACAAAAAAGCAAAAUCAUUUUGCAACAACAUUCAAGGAACUAAAAAAGGAGUCAUUUUGCCUGAUACUUGUAUAUGA
Molecule: messenger RNA, 1197 nt
Organism: Solanum stenotomum
Lineage: Eukaryota; Viridiplantae; Streptophyta; Magnoliopsida; Solanales; Solanaceae
Product: polygalacturonase-like
Exons: 4
Coding region: 16-1197 (393 amino acids)
Biological process (GO): carbohydrate metabolic process
Molecular function (GO): polygalacturonase activity
Source: RefSeq, a predicted model, not a curated record